AUGGAGACAGAGCUUCUGGAGGACUUUCUGCUAGCCGGCGCUGGCACGGACGCCGCGAGCUACUCGCUCGACGACGUCGACAAGCAGCGCGACGAGGACUUGUUCAGCGCCUUUAUCAACACCGACAUGCUCCAGCAGCAGCACUACGACACCCCAGCCGCGUCCAACUACACGGUGCUCGCCGGACGCGGCGACGGCGACGGCGACAUGGAUCUGGACCAGGACCAGGACCAGGACCAGGACCAGGACCCGGACCCCGAGGCCAGGCACGCCGAGUCGUCCACCAAGAAGUCGAUCAGCCCACUGGAUCCGCUGCCCACGAUGCUGACGGCUCCCCCAAACCCUGCUGAGCGUCUGGUAGACCACGCCCUCGAGUUUGGCCGUUCCAAACCCAUCCAAUCCGCCUACCUGAACGCCGCGGACUUCCUCAACCUUCCGGACCAGGCCCUACCCUACCGCCUCGAAGUCGGGGGUAUGCCCGUGACCUCGCGCGUAGAGACCCAGAUCAAGCUCGAACUCGCCAUCUCCCCCCCGCCCCCGGAGGGCCUCGUCCACCUGCCCUCCGACUGCAUCACCAAGCACAAGUGGCACCUUGCCGAAGACAUCACCACCUACCAGCCCGAAGUCCAGCACCAGAUGCUUUACGUCGAGGCCUUUCUCAUUUGCGCAUCCAACGGCAAGCCCACAUACGUCUGCAGUCGCUGUGUCAAGCGCGAGCAACGCCGCGCCUCCCGCCGCAAAUCGGGCCUCUGCGACAACCUGCUGUGGUGCAACAACGAGAACCGCCGCGCCGUCGUGUUCAACAGUAGACAGGUGUUUGCCAUCAAGGACCAUCAGUGCGACGAGGUCGCGAAACGCUUCGACCUGUCCACGCGUGUCGUGUGCUACUGUCGGCACCACAAGGAGCCCGAGGGCUUUAAGAUCCUGUUUGUGCUGCGUAACGCACGCCAGGAGGUGCUCGCCAAGACUGUUACAGGCCCGAUCAUGAUCAUGGACAAAAAGAGCAGCAGCGCGAAGGACUCUGGAGCGCAGACCACGGGCUCCGCGGGCGACUCGGCAUCUGCAGGCGCUUUCGACGCGACCGACGGCGAGCACAGCGAGCGUAGCGAGAUCCCUCACCUCACGUCCACGAGCGACCUCGAAAAUUUCAAGUCCGAACACGACUUGGUCAGCUUGGCGCUGCCAAAAUCCCAACACAUGCUUUCGCCCACGUCCCUGGGCGGGGAGAGCUCGGAGACGCUCGGGGGGGCUAGUGCUGCCGCGGCCGCCCCGGUGGCCAAUGCCAAUACCUCUCCCUAUGCGCGUCGUCAAGGUGCCAAGCGCAAGCGCAGCUCCCCCGACUUUAGGUCGCAUGGUUACAACAGCGUUCUCUAUCCAGGCUCUAACCCCAACUUCACAUUUCACGACUUCGUCAAACCACUGCCCCCUGUCCAGCUUGGUAAGUCGCUUUCCACCUCUUCCUCCAACCAAUCCUUGUCGCAAUUACAGCAAGCUCCGGCACCUGUGUCUAGUUCACUUGGUGUGGGCCCAAGCAUCGACGCUCAGCAACGAAGUCUCCCGUAUAUCAAUCGCGUUAUCCCAGCCCAGGGCCCCGUGAAAGGCGGUAUUGAAGUCACUCUUCUAGGCUCUCAUUUUAAGCCUGGGAUGAUUGUCAAAUUUGGCGAAAACAAGGCUCUCUCAACACAAUGCUGGUCCGAAUCUACGAUGGUCACAUACCUGCCACCUUCUUGUAAAUCAGGUGAAGUGUUGGUUACUGUUUUUGACAAGGAGGAUGAACAGCACCUGGAUUUGUUGGGUCCCAUGUCUAACAGUAAAGCCACUUUUACAUAUGUGGACGACACCGAUCGACAACUGAUUGAGUUGGCUUUGCAAAUAGUGGGUUUGAAGAUGAACGGUAAACUCGAAGAUGCACGUAACAUUGCCAAGCGCAUUGUGGGCCACGACAGUGGUCCUUCCAACAACUCCCCAGAUUCUAUUGCGGCAAAUGGGUCUCAAAAUAACUAUAGUACGGGACACGGGCAAGUGAUGUUUUCAGAUGAGAGCUUACUUUUGAGGGUGGUUAAGCUGUUGAAUUCCAGCUCUAAUUUGUCCAUGUGUGACGAAGAGGGACAAACCUUGUUGCAUUUGGCUUGCUUAAAGGGAUAUUUCCAAUUAGCGUCUACGCUGGUGCGGAAGGGCGCUCGUGUGGACGCCAAGGAUUCCUUUGGUUUAUAUCCUUUGCAUUUUGCUUGCUUGAACGGGGAUGCAAGGAUUAUCAGGUUGCUGGUACAGUGUAAAGCUGCGAUUCACGUCGAGGCGAUGAAUGGCGCGACCCCUCGCGAACUAUUCAUCAACAACCACGACACCGAUGACGAACGUUACGAGGACUAUUUGAACGAGGUACUCGAUGUAUUGGAUAUCGACUUCAGCACGGAAGAACAGUCUACAUUUAUGGGCCGAAAGUUGUCCGACAGCAGUUUCCAAUCGAGCGUCUUAGACGCCGGAUCCCUGGCGUCACUAAACGACAAUUUCCAAGUGCAUAUUUCCAAGAUGACCGAGGAUAGACUAUCGGACGACGACGGUGACCUAGAUGACUAUGAGGAAGACGGUGAUGAGGGGCUACUACAAGAUGAUGAGGAUUAUGUUAUCAGCGACGAUGCCAGCGAGAAUAGCGGUAGUGGCAACAGUACGAAGAGUUACAAUCCCAACGGUGGCAGCACCCAAGGUAACAAUGACCGCUCUACUCUACCAGAUCUCUCUCCCGCAGUUAGUACCGCCAUUGGCAGUGGCAACGGCAAUAGGCGCGCCUCACACGACGCAAAUACCACGGAAAGUUCAAUUUGGAACCGUAUGCUCACUGCAUUGAACGACGAAUUGCCAAAGUACGAAGACCUCUUUCCAACGUCGGGUAAGGAAAAACACACCCAUCAAGUCAAUCGCGAACAUACACAUGCUCUGGAGUCCUCUCCGGGCCCAGACUCCCUUUCUGCCAUCACCUCCAGCGCUGCGGAGGAUUCUCAAACUUCGUCCGAGGACGAAGAAGACGCUCUUCAGGCCCGUCUCAACCGCUUUUUCCAGCAGAGACAGAAUUUCCGCAACGACAAGAUGCUUCUGUUCUUCUGGCUGCCACUAACCAUCGUCCUGCUAUCCUCAUUCCUGUUAUUUGAGUUCGGCAACGACGGCAAUACCAUCCACCAUUGGUCUAAGCAGGUGUCAGAAUACCUGAGGGUCGGGUUGGCCAACGUUAUGUUAGGUAAUGAACGAGUGAAGGGCGCUUUCAAGGACUCAUUUCACAGUCUCCAAGUAGGGAUAGUCGAUGGUUCCAGCUAG
This is a messenger RNA of Lachancea dasiensis, 3309 nucleotides long. The record is from the annotation of a GenBank genome assembly. Lineage: Eukaryota; Fungi; Ascomycota; Saccharomycetes; Saccharomycetales; Saccharomycetaceae.